AUGGGGCAUCCAACUGAGAGUCACCGAUUGGAUGUUCGGCUUACCGCCCUAAGCCACGGAUCGAUACGUGUCUGCCAGCGAUUUUUUUCUUUACCUAUGUCUUUCUUUCUUUUUUUAUUCUAUUUUAAAUUUAAUUCUUUUCUUUACUGUAUUUCUCUCAUCCUCCCGCCUCAUUCGACAUUCUUACCGUAUUUUCGUAUUAUUUAUUCGCUUUUCUCCCGUUUUUCUUCUUUUCUAUCAUUCAACUAUAUUUUCUUUCUUUUCAUUUUCCAUUUCGUAGUAAUUUCUUCCUUUUCACUUUCCUACAUAAAAGUAUUUUCAUGUGACAUUCUUUUUCUUUCAACCCAAUUUUUUUUUCUCUUAUUUUAUUUUGUUUAUUUUCAUUAUUUUUCUAUUUUACAUUGUUGUUUUACACAUUCGUGUCUACACGCUUUAUUUUUUCUUGCAUCUUUUAUUCUCUUGUAUUCUUCCUUCCAUUUUCUUAUUUCUCUUAAUAUUUUAGUCUUUUUUCUUUACUUUUCUCUUUAUUUCCAACAUCUUUACAUCUCUCCUCCCCCUCUUAUUUCUUUCUUUUCCUUUCUGCAUCAAUCGGACUCGGAACUCGACUCUUCAAACACUGGCACAAUUGCUUAA
This is a messenger RNA of Acanthosepion pharaonis, 633 nucleotides long. The record is from the annotation of a GenBank genome assembly. Lineage: Eukaryota; Metazoa; Mollusca; Cephalopoda; Sepiida; Sepiidae.